Molecule: messenger RNA, 723 nt
Organism: Funneliformis geosporum
Lineage: Eukaryota; Fungi; Glomeromycota; Glomeromycetes; Glomerales; Glomeraceae
Source: the annotation of a GenBank genome assembly
AUGAAAUAUCAUGAAAAUGGAGAUUUACAUUCAUAUAUUGAUAAAGCAAAAGGAAUGCUUUGCUGGAAAGAUAUUAUUGUGAUACUUUGGGAAAUAAGCGGAGGAAUUGAACAUAUUCAUAAAAGUGAAUUGAUUCAUGUAAAUCUUCAUGGAGGUAAUCUAUUAGUUGAAAAUGAGCAUGAUUCAGUUUAUAUUGUAGACAUGGAAUUAUAUGGUCCAGCAAAUAAGAAAAUUUCAAACCAAAUAUAUGGAGUUGUUCCAUAUGUAGCUCCAGAAAUUUUGAAAGGAAAUCCACCCACGAAAGCUUCAGACAUCUAUAGUUUUGGAAUCAUCUUGUGGAUAAUUUCUGCGGGUAUUCGUCCAUGGUGUAACAGACCACAUGAUCUUGAAUUGGCUACUGAAAUUUGCUUUGGUCUUCGUCCUGAAAUUAUUGAUGGAACUCCAAAUGCUUACAUUCAACUAAUGACUAGAUGUUGGAACUCUAAUCCUACAAUGCGUCCAACUGCAGCUCAAUUAUAUGAUAUAUUAGGAAGUUGGGUAAAUGCUAUUUGCGAUGAUCCAAAUCCGUCGGAAUUAUCUCAUCAAUUUGAUGUUGCUGAGGAGAAAAAAAUUUUAUAUUCGGAACAAAAUCAAUUUCAUCGGCAAAUCCAUCCGCAAGCUUUUUAUACGAGUAGACACUUGUAUUUUCCUUCAUUAAUUGGAUCUACUAGAAGUGAUGAAUAG